AUGGAGGCUUCUCAGGACCCAGUAUCUGGCAGUUACUGUUCGCCAAAUUGUCCUGUAGUUGCUUCAGUCAGGGACAAUCAGACUAGACAAAUACAAGAAGCUGUUUCAAAUGUGGAAAAACAUUUUGGUGAAUUGUGCCAAAUAUUUGCUGGAUAUGUACGCAAAACUGCCAGACUACGAGACAAAGCAGAUCUUCUAGUAAACGAAAUAUAUGCAUAUGCAGCCACAGAGACACCAAACUUAAAAGUUGGACUGAAAAACUUUGCAGAUGAAUUUUCCAGACUUCAGGAUUAUCGCCAGGCAGAGGUUGACAGGCUUGAAGCCAAGGUUGUUGAACCUCUGAAAAGUUACGGGACCAUAGUGAGACUUAAAAGGGAUGAUCUUAAAGCAACUUUAACAGCAAAGAACAGAGAAGCCAAGCAAUUAUCUCAACUGGAAAAGACACGUCAGCGGAAUCCAUCAGAUCGACACAUUAUU
Molecule: messenger RNA, 477 nt
Organism: Cariama cristata (Red-legged seriema)
Lineage: Eukaryota; Metazoa; Chordata; Aves; Cariamiformes; Cariamidae
Product: protein FAM92A1-like
Exons: 4
Biological process (GO): cilium assembly
Cellular component (GO): ciliary transition zone; ciliary basal body
Source: RefSeq, a predicted model, not a curated record